This is a messenger RNA of Papaver somniferum (opium poppy), 1201 nucleotides long. Its product is annotated as prohibitin-3, mitochondrial. Gene Ontology annotation, cellular component: membrane; mitochondrion. Gene Ontology annotation, biological process: mitochondrion organization. The record is from RefSeq and is a predicted model, not a curated record. The transcript is spliced from 2 exons. Lineage: Eukaryota; Viridiplantae; Streptophyta; Magnoliopsida; Ranunculales; Papaveraceae. The coding region runs from base 98 to 934 and encodes 278 amino acids.
GCACGUGCUAUGAGCACUAUUAACCAAACUAGAUGCCUGAUUUUCAGUUAGGGUUUUGCGAUAGAGAAGAAGGAAAACUAAAAAAUCAGAGAGAGUAAUGGCGAAUCCACAGGCAGUUAACUUUCUCACAGGCUUAGCUAAAGCUGCAUUCUCUCUCGGUCUCGGUGCUACAGCAGUGAACUCAUCUCUUUACACAGUUGAUGGUGGUCAAAGAGCUGUUCUGUUUGAUCGAUUCAGGGGAGUUCUUGAUGAAACAGUAGGAGAAGGAACUCAUUUCUUGAUUCCAUGGUUACAAACACCUUACAUAUUUGAUAUUCGUACUAAACCCCAUACUUUCUCAUCAGUUUCUGGUACUAAAGAUUUGCAGAUGGUUAACCUAACUCUUCGUUUGUUAUCUCGUCCUGAAGUACCAUCUUUACCCUCAAUUUUCAAAACCCUUGGUACUGAAUAUGAUGAGAAAGUUUUACCCUCGAUUGGUAAUGAAGUAUUGAAAGCUGUGGUUGCUCAAUUUAAUGCAGAUCAGUUGCUUACUGAAAGACCUCAUGUAUCUGCUUUGGUUAGAGAGAGUUUGAUCAAAAGAGCCAAGGAUUUCAAUAUUGUUCUUGAUGAUGUUGCUAUUACACAUUUAUCAUAUGGUGCUGAAUUUUCUAAAGCUGUUGAACAAAAACAAGUUGCUCAACAAGAAGCUGAGAGAUCUAAGUUUGUUGUUAUGAAAGCUGAGCAAGAAAGGAGAGCUGCUAUUAUUAGGGCUGAAGGAGAAAGUGAUUCCGCUAAGUUGAUUUCUGAUGCUACAGCUGCUGCUGGUAUGGGAUUGAUUGAACUUAGGAGGAUUGAAGCUUCAAGGGAGAUUGCAUCCACAUUGGCUAGGAGUCCAAAUGUUUCCUACCUUCCUGGUGGUAACAAUAUGCUUCUUGGGUUGAACCCAGGUCGUUGAUUCGAUUCGUGGAAGAAGAAGCAUAUGAGGAGAUUGAAGAGGAAGCGACGAAAGAUGAGACAGAGAUCUAAGUAGAGAGACAGACGUUGAUGGAUUUCUAUUUUCAUUUUCGGAGUCAGUUCUUAUAUCUUUUGUUCCCAUCUUAACUUUAGUUAGUGAGAGUUGAAUCUUGUUUUAUUAUAGUUUUCGAUAAUACGACCUGUAGGGAAAUCAAUUUAUGAAUCUCAAGUUUUCAGUGUUAUCCUCUGCUCAUCUCAUUUCGUUCUA